Molecule: messenger RNA, 1008 nt
Organism: Trichomycterus rosablanca
Lineage: Eukaryota; Metazoa; Chordata; Actinopteri; Siluriformes; Trichomycteridae
Exons: 6
Coding region: 1-1008 (335 amino acids)
Source: RefSeq, a predicted model, not a curated record
AUGGCGAAACGUUCAGGACGGUACAAACGAUACUUGGAGAACGAUACAGAAAUAAUCCCAAGGCGAACCAAGUUCAGAUGGAAUGCAAAAAACUACAAUGAAAAUGGUCCAAGAAAUACUGGAGGUGACAGUAACACUUCCAACAGUGAAAAUGAAAAAAUGGGCAAUGAGCACUUCGAGAAGGACAUUCAAGAGCCUUUAGACAUUGAGGAUGACGGAGUAAACACAGAAGAUGAUAUGGUUAAUGCAUCCAGCUGUGAAGUGGACAAUGAAAACUCCACAACUAGCCUUAUGGGUACUGACAUUCAAGAGAACAACAUUGAAGAUGACAUGAGCAAUGCAUCCAACAGUGAAGAUGAUGAUGGUGCAGUGGACAAUGAAAACUCCUCCACAAGUAGCCUGUUUGGUGCUGACAUUCAAGAGUAUGAGGAAGACCUGUCAGAUUCUGAAGGAAGUAUGCUUCAUGCUACCAGGAGUGAAGCUGGAAAUGAUGGGGACAGUGAAAACAUGAUGGAGGACAAUACUGGUGGAGGAAGCACCUCAGAAUUUUCAGUGGACAACGAAGAUAGAGCUGAUGCUGGUGACAAGCCCUUGUAUCCUGGGGCACGUCUUUCUAAAGGAGAAAGUAUAUUGAUGCUGAUGUCCUAUUUGUUACGACAUAAUUUAACCGGUGAAGCAUUUACUCACUUACUGGAAAUGUUUAACAUAAUGUUUCCAGGUCUUAUCCCAUCUUCACAUUACCUUUUCCACAAAGAAUUUGUUAGGAGUCGGUCCGUCCCCUUGGUGGACACCAGGGGGGGCCGAUCCGCGUCUCACUCAGCUGACUCCGGUGCUUGCACGGACAGAAGCCGUUUGACUCCCUCUGCGCCCACCAGGGGGAGCCAAGCGCGUGAGACUCCUCUCAUUGCCACCCGAGGGCGGGCUCGUGGUAGUUCUACUAGGGGGAGCAGAACUACAAAGCCCAAGCCGCCCUCGCGCAAUCAGCAGCAACGGGGAACACCUGGCUGA